AUCGAUCAUUCUUGUCUUCCGUGCAUCACCUGACUUCCUCUCCUCUUCUCCCACUCUCUCCCGUCGUUGCCUCUUUGGUGCUUAUAACCAGCCUCCCGGCAUCCCCCCACCUUUGAUUCCCUUCUUCCACCGCAGCUCCCAAAAAGAACAUGGUACAAACCAGUCAGUAGCCUGUUCCUGUUGUAUUGGAUGCCUCAACAGCAACCUAAGAGCUAACAGUCCCUGUUCCCAACCACCCAUCCUUCUUCCUCCAUUCUCCCCCACCAAACCUCGAACUCAAAAGGAACCGUCUUUAUUACCCCCCCUCGCUUGCCUUGGCGCUGAGACUUUUGCCUUCUUUGCUGGUGGGGAGAUGAAGAAGCUCAGAAACGGGAAAGGACGGAGGAUCCACCCGACCCCACCGCCGGGAACGGCGCCGCGGGACCACCUGGCGGCGAUCCCUGCGGCGUUGUUGGCCCUGGUGGCGGCGCUGACGGCCGAGGAGAAAGAGGUUCUGGCGUACUUGCUCUCAGGCGGCGGUGGCCAUGAGAGGGGCAGCGAGCGGCGGCGGCGGCUACGGCCGCACCCCCCGGAGCUGGGCUGCGAGUGUUUCUGUUGCUACAAGAGCUUCUGGGCGCGGUGGGACGCGUCGCCGAACCGGCACGUCAUCCACCGCAUCAUCGACGCCGUGGAGGAGAGCUUGGAGUCCAGGGAGCGCGAGCGCGGGGGUGGUGGCCGCCGCCGGAAGCGCAACGGCCGUCGUGGGAGGAAAAUCGCCAACUCGGCAGCUGUGGCGGAGGAGGAGGACGAUAGCUCGAGGGUGGAGCCGAAGGGGUUCCUGGCGUCGGAGGGUGAGCACUCGGGGGAUGAUGAUGAUGGUAGCGUCGACGACGAUGAUAAAGAAGGGGACGUCGAUGACGAGGAGGAGGAGGAAGAGGGCACGAAUGGUGUCAGCAACCCCAACGGCAAUGGAGGCAAGAGCUCCGUGAGGAGAUUCAUGAGUUUUAUCGGGGCAAGAGUUUGGGGAGUUUGGAAUUGAGCCAAUGGGAAGAUAGAGAUGACAAAGAAAGGAUUUUUGGACAUUGGAAAGGUCAGUUCCGAUGCUUACUCUUCUUCUUUCUUUGAUUACUCUCUCGUUUCUUUGUCGUCAGGGUGAAAGCUCUCUCUCUCUCUCUCUCUCUGUUAUUGUGUAUCUUCUUCAUCUUUUUGUUGUAGUGAUCAGCAACCAAAAACCUUCUGUCAAUUCGUAGUAAUCAUCGCUCCGUUCGUUGUACGAUGGAGCAAUUAGUAGUGUCUCUAUGUCAAUUCGAUGCUUGGAGCUCUGCUCUCAGUUUUCUCCUGGCUUUACUCUGUUCUUGAAAGCCAAAUGUUAGGCUGAUCGAAUCCUACUGUGUUACAAAGCUUUUUUA
Musa acuminata AAA Group (dessert banana) is the source of this 1388-nucleotide messenger RNA. RefSeq lists its product as uncharacterized. The record is from RefSeq and is a predicted model, not a curated record. Bases 353 to 1018 code for a protein of 221 amino acids. The transcript has a single exon. NCBI's taxonomy places the organism in Eukaryota, Viridiplantae, Streptophyta, Magnoliopsida, Zingiberales, Musaceae.